Messenger RNA from Brassica oleracea var. oleracea, 1182 nucleotides. RefSeq lists its product as uncharacterized. Bases 185 to 1027 code for a protein of 280 amino acids. Lineage: Eukaryota; Viridiplantae; Streptophyta; Magnoliopsida; Brassicales; Brassicaceae. The record is from RefSeq and is a predicted model, not a curated record. The transcript has 5 exons.
UGGAUCAAAGAAAAAGGGCAAAACCGUCGUUUCACAGAGAAUUGAGAAAGAAGUUCAAGGGGGGUUGUGAAGAAAGAGAGAAGUAAAGCGUAAUCUUCUUCUUCCUCUUCGAAUUCUUCAUUUCUUCGCGAGAAUUUUUUUUUUAAAAAAAGCAUCAGCCUUUAGAUUCUGCUAAAAAAACAAUAUGGAGAGAACCACUCCAGUGAGAAAGCCACACACCUCCACCGCAGAUCUACUCACUUGGUCGGAAGUUCCAUCGUCGGAUUCUCCUUCCUCCGCCGCUCGCUCCGCCGUUCGAUCUCACCAGCCAUCUGAUGGGGUUAGCAAAGUUGUAUUUGGAGGUCAAGUCACUGAUGAAGAAGUUGAGAGCUUGAACAGAAGGAAGCCUUGCUCAGAACAUAAGAUGAAGGAGAUAACUGGGAGUGGGAUCUUUGCUCGUAACCAAGAAGAUGAUGCUUCAGAGCUCUCUAGUGCUCCAAGUGGAAGGGUAUAUCAGCAAGCACUUAGUGGUAUAAGCCAUAUAUCAUUUGGUGAAGAGGAGGACUUGUCUCCUAAAAAGCCUAUUACUUUACCUGAGGUUGCUAAACAGCGAGAGCUAAGUGGGACAAUGGAGAGCGAAUCGGCUUCUAAUCUGAAGAAGCAGCUCUCUGAUGCUAAGUACAAAGAGAUCAGCGGACAGAACAUCUUCGCACCACCACCUGAGAUCAAACCUCGGUCCGGAGCCACUCGAGCUUUGGCUCUUAAGGACAACUUCAACCUCGGAGCUGAAUCUCAAACCUCUGGUGAAGAAGACUCAUCUGUGAAGACGGCGAAGAAGAUUUAUGACAAGAAGUUUGCAGAGCUCUCAGGGAAUGAUAUAUUCAAGGGAGAUGGUACGUCAUCUUGUGGCGAAAAGCAGCUGAGUGAAGCCAAGCUAAAGGAGAUAGGAGGGAACAACAUAUUUGCAGAUGGGAAGGUAGAGUCCAGAGACUAUCUAGGCGGUGUGCGUAAACCACCAGGUGGUGAGACAAGCAUUGCUCUCGUUUAGAAUCCUCUUAACUCUUUUUUAAAACCGCGAUUUAUCGGUGUGUGUUCUUGUUGGUAUCUCUCAUACGCUUUCAGGUCAAAAGUGUGAUUUGUAUUAUGCAGUUUCGUUGGUUUAUUUUGGUUAUGGUGAUAUAAUAACUAUUAUUCAGUUGUGUU